Molecule: messenger RNA, 158 nt
Organism: Paraglomus occultum
Lineage: Eukaryota; Fungi; Glomeromycota; Glomeromycetes; Paraglomerales; Paraglomeraceae
Source: the annotation of a GenBank genome assembly
GCAAGCCUUUUGAAUUAUUGGAUAUAGAUGUUAUGAUGGAUCAUAUAUUAGCAGCCAGGAGAGAAGACGCAGAAUUUUUCGACGCCAGUAAUAGGGAUUUGUUAGUUAAAGUUGCAGCUGUAAAAGGAAUUCGCAUGUUGGACCUUGGAACACUUUGA